Labeo rohita (rohu) is the source of this 6162-nucleotide messenger RNA. RefSeq lists its product as uncharacterized. Lineage: Eukaryota; Metazoa; Chordata; Actinopteri; Cypriniformes; Cyprinidae. Bases 276 to 1421 code for a protein of 381 amino acids. The transcript has 9 exons. Gene Ontology annotation, molecular function: electron transfer activity. Gene Ontology annotation, biological process: cell redox homeostasis. The record is from RefSeq and is a predicted model, not a curated record.
UCUGUUAUCGGCUUCUCUACUCAGUAAUUUGCGUAUCACACAGCUGCAGAUGAAUGUCAUUUUGGGUCUUUAUGAAUAGUAUUAUAUGGCGUAGAGACUUUGCACAACAGUGUACAAACAAAUGUAGUGAAAAUUAGCCUACUCAGCAAAUCCGUUUACCUGUCAGCGGUGUACAAAGUCAAAGUCUUAUGUGACGCUGGACGAGCGGUGAAGCACCGAGACCGACACGAGUAAAAACAGCUGGGAAGAAACUGGAAAAGCGCUUAUUCUGGCUUAUGCUGGGCGCUGUGAUGGUGGAGGACAGGACCAUUAUGAGGGGACGGGUGACAGUGUACUCAGUGCCCGGCUGUCCUCACUGCAUACAGGCCAAGGCUACUCUGAGUACAUUAGGUGUGCCUGUGUGUGAUGUGGAUGUGAACAAACACAGAGAAAUAAGAGCACAGCUGAAGGAGCUCACAGGUCGCAGUACCGUACCACAGAUAUUCUUCAAUAACAUGUAUGUGGGAAACAACGAGGACCUCCAGAAACUGGAUCCUGAGCAGCUGGAACGCCUCGUCCUAUCAGUAAGACAGGAACCCAUGUCGCUGGACGCUCCACCUGUACCUGGAGAAAACAACCUUGACUCUGAUGGUGAGAUUGAUGGAGCAGCCUGUGAGCUUUCGGAGGCACUGAGGAAUCUGAUCCUGAAACUCUACUCUGAUCAUCUCUCUGAAGAUGGCAAGACGGUUGAUUACAAGGCCAUGUCCCGGAGCCUGUACUUUGAGCGCUACUGUGAUCUCGCUGUCCAACUUCAGCGCGUGGAGCUGCUGUCUCUGAGUCGUGAAGAGAAACUGGCUUUCUUUAUCAACGUGUACAACGCCCUCGUCAUCCACGGGAACCUGCGUCUGGGCUUUCCCAAAAACAUAUGGCAAAGGUAUCGGUUCUUCAACUAUGUGAGCUACUUCAUUGGUGGUCAGGUAUUCACACUGCAGGAUAUUGAAAAUGGAGUGCUUAGAGGAAACCGCAAAGGUGUGGCACAACUCCUGAAGCCCUUUUCCAGGAAUGACCCUCGACUGCAGGUGGCACUUCCUGAUGUUGAGCCUCUCAUUCAUUUUGCACUGAACUGUGGUGCAAAGGGCUGCCCUCCAAUUAAGACAUACACACCACAGGACAUUGAUAGUCAGUUGCGAGCUGCAGCAGAAGCGUUCCUGGAGAAUGACGACAGCUGCGUGAUUGACAGCGUGAGACGAGAAGUGAAGCUCAGCCAGAUCUUUAAGUGGUACAAGACAGAUUUUGGAGGCACUGAUGAGAAGCUGCUGAACUGGGUGUUUGAGCAUAUGGGAGCAUCACAGAAGAAGAGGAAUCUACAGACUCUGCUGUCAGAUGGAAAGGUCAAAGUGAGCUAUCUGCCCUAUGACUGGUCUAUAAACAGCACAGACUGAACUAAGCCACAUUCUCAUGCACACGAUUGCUCUUUCACUGACUCAUUGUGGGUACUGUGGUUUCUCACAUGCAGCAGAGACGAGUGAUUUAAAACAGAACUGUACCCUGAAACUAUGCAUUUCGAACCCUUUACCUUGUUCUUCCACCUCCCAAAGGGCAAUGUGAUACUGUAGCCUAAUAUUUCUAAUGAAAUUUUAUACCUAGAACUUUCCAAAUUGUAUUGCAGUGUUUUGCACUGAUUAUUAUGCAGUUACAUGUCUUAAAUAUUCUCAUGCUAGGAUGUCUUUAAUUCAUCUGCAUUAUUAUAUGUAUUGUACUGUAUCUACGUAAAUUUUUCAGCAAGUUUUCAGCAACACUAUGAAAAGCUAAAAAGAACACAUGGAACAUAAUUUGCACAGAUUGAGCUAUGGUGCAUAUUGCUUGUAAUAUAGAUUUUUUCAAAAGACCUCAAGGAAAAAAAUUAUAUUUAAUCAUUUUUAUAUAUGCACCAAUUUAACAAUACACAGUAAUAAACAGCAAUAUUUAACUAUGUAUAUUUUUACAAAAACAUUUAAAUAUAUGAAAAAUUUGCACGGAUGCUUCCAGGAAUGUUUGGAUGAUGACAGAAAUAUAUAUUAAAGGGGUCCUAUUAUGCUCUUUUAUAAAGUCUUGAUUUUGUUUUGGGGGUGUGCUAGAACAUGCUUUCAUGCUUGGUGGUUCGAAAAACUGAUUAUUUUUAACAUAAUUUACAUUAUUACAAUACAUUUUUCCCAGCCUGGCAGAUAAGGCUCGAUUAGUUUCCGGGUUUAAUGAAGGCCCGUCUUCUGAAAAACUAAAUGUGUUGUGAUUGGUUAGCUGUCCCACUGCGUUGCGAUUGGCGAACAGCUUAGACGGUGUUUCAGUACUGCCACUCCCCCUGUCAAAGAAGCAAGUUCCGUGUACAACUGUUAGCGCAAGCUAGAUUAAAGUAAUUCUUACGUUUUUAAAUAUGGAUAUUUUUCUUACAAAAACGCAUUGAUUCGCUAAAGGAGUCCUUUAUUAACCCCCCGGAGCCAUGUGAGGCACUUUUUAUUAGGGAUGGAUGCAUAUUAUUGGACUUGUUUUGGACAGAUGAAGAGAAACACCCGUCUAUGCCAUUCUAAAGCUUGGGAGUGCCAGGAUAAAUUUUAAUAUAACUCUGAUUGCAUUCGUCUGAAAGAAGGAAGUCAUAUACACCUAGGAUGCAUGGAGUGUGAGUAAAUAAUACGCUACAGAAGUAUUGGGUCCUAUCGUCUGCCUACGGGAUCGCCAGUGCAUGAUAUUAUCGUGCUAAUGUAUUUAAUUAUUUACAUACUUAGUUUCUUUGCCCGAAACCAGCUCCAGCAUAAGGCUAAAAGCAGCCUAACAUUAUCAAAGAACAUCAUCACUGAUCAGCCUAGCCUAGUCGAGUGCAAGUUUAUGCAUUUAAAAAAAACACUUGCGUUAUAAGUAAAGCUACACUGUAUGAUGAAUAAAUCUCUUACCACACACUGCAUACGUCUGCGGCAUUACGACUCCGACGUGGCAACCGGAGUAGUUUGCGGCUUUGGCAUGUGUUUCGACCCUCUGUACUGCACACGUCUGUGGCACGUUACAGCUCUGAAGCGGCCACUCUAGUCAAUGCUUGUGUUUAUACUCGUUAAGGCGGUUCUCUCCGCCCUGCAUCGCUAAAGUUAGACUAAUGCCCCACCUCGUCCCUACCCUCCAACAAUUCGAAUUUCUGUGGGGGGGAUUUAAUUGAAUGAUAUUCUAAUGGAUGGUGUUGUGACAUCAUUGCAUGCAGAAAACAAACGUUGUAAUCCAAAGGAGCAGUUCGUUGUAAUUCUUGAAAAGGGAUUUUAAAGAAAAACAAAAUAUCUCCUUUUGGAGUGGACUUUGAGAUUUGUAACUUUGUAGACCUUUUUUAUUCCCAAAGAUACACACCACACACUGACUAAAGUUCAAAAAGUGAAAAAGCAUAAUAGCACCCCUUUAAAAUACAUUUUAAAUAUCUAUCUAUUCACAGUGUUGUUUUAAAGUAUUACAGUGCCUUGCAAAAGUAUUCAUACCCCUUCAUUUUUUCACCUUUUUUUAAGUUACAACCUUAUGUUAAACUGCUUUAAAUGCCUUUUUUUCCACAUCAAUUUACACUCCAUAGUAUAAUAUACCAUAAUGACAAAGCACAAAACAGAAUUGUGGCAACUUUGCAAAUUUAUUAGAAUUAAGAAACUGAAAUAAGUAAAUUGCACAAGUAUUCAUUCCCUUAACAUGGUACUUAGUUGAAGCACCUUUACAGACUCGAGUCUUUUUGGGUAUGAUGCCACAAGUUUUGCACAUCUGCAUUUGGCAAUUAUCCUCACUUCUUCACCUCUCAGGCUCUGUCAGCUUGGAUGGGGUCUGGCAGACAUUUUCAGGUUUCUCCAGAAAUGUUUGAUUGGGUCACUCAAGGACAUUCACAGAGUUGUCUAUAAGCCACUCUUGCUGUGUGCUUACCGUCACUGUCCUGUUGGAAGGUGAACCUUCUGCCUAGUCUGAGGUUCUGAAUGCUGUGGACUGGGUUUUCAUUAAGGCUAUCUUGAUAUUUUAGUGCAUUGAGCUUUCCUUCUACUUUGGCGAGUCCCUCAGUCCCUGCCUCCAAAAAAACAGCCCCACAGUAUUACUGUUAGGAUGAUACUGUACAGGUGAUGAGCAGUGCUUGGUUUGCUUUUAAGAUGAUGCUUGGAAUUGAGGUUCAUCAGACCAGAGAAUCUUGUUUCUCACAGUCUGAGAGUUCUUUAGGUGCUUUGUUGCAAAUUCAAAGUGUGUUUUCAUGUGUCUUCACUGAGGAGAGGAUUGAGUAUGGCCACACCACCAUAAAGACUGAAGUGGUGGAGUAUUGCAGUGAUGUUUGUCCUUUUGUAAAUUUCUUCCAUCUGCAUAUAUGAUCAUGGAGCUCAACUAGAGUGACCAUCAGCUUUUUGUUCACUAAUAUAACCAAGCCCCUUUCUCCAUCAAUUGCUCAGUUUGGCCAGGAGGUCAGCUCUAGGAAGAGUCCUAGUUGCUCCAAACAUCUUUCAUUAUGGAUAAUAUGCAGCAGAAUUUUUUUCUGAACUCUUUCCCAGAUCUGUGUCUUGAUGCAAUCCUCUCUCUGAGCUCUUCAGGCAGUUUUUUUUAUUUUUUAUUUCAGGGAUUGAUUUUUGCUCUGAUAUGAAUUUUCAGCUGUGCAGCUGAGCUUUUAUUGAGAGGUGUGUGCCUUUCCAAAUCAUACUCAUUCAAAUGAAUUUGCCAUAGAUUAACUCCACUCAAAGUGGAGUGUAGAUUGAUGUGGGGGGAAAUAAGUUAUUUAAAGCAGUUUAACAUACGUUUGCAACACAACAAAAUAUGAAAAUCAUGAAAGGGUAUGAAUACUUUCACAAGGCACUGUAGUUCAUUUCCAGAAUUAAAAUUUCCUGAUAAUUUACUCACCCACGAUGUCAUGUUCAUGUCUUUCUUUUCUAAGUCAAAAACAAAUUAAGGUUUUUGAGGAAAACAUUCCAGAAUUUUUCUUCAUAUAGUGGACUUCAGUGGGACCCAAUUUGUUCAAGGUUCAAAUUGCAUUUUCAAUACAGCUUCAAAGGGCUUUACAUGAUCCCAGCCAAGGAAUAAGGGUCUUAUCUAGUGAAGGUCAUUUAAAAAAAAUAAAUAAAUAAAAACAAAUACUUUUUACCCACAAAUGCUCGUCUUGCACUAGCUCUGCGAUCUGCAAAUAGCUCUGCGUCUGCAACUUCACACAACACGUAAUCGUGUUGGAAACGUCACACACGGUUAGUUCUUUGUCUUGUUUUCUCCUCCAACUUCAAAAUCAUCCGACAUAGUUGCUUUACCUUUUUUGUGAAGUUUGACUUUCUUUGUAAACACUGGGUCGUGCAUAAUUAAGUAAUGCAUGAGGUCGAGCUAGUGCAAGACGAGCAUUUGUGGUUAUAAAGUAUAUAAAUCUUUAUUUGUUUAUUUAUUUAUCUAUAAAUGGCCAAUUAUUUCGCUAGAUAAGACCCUCAUUCCUCAGCUGGGAUCGUGUAGAGCUCUUUGAAGCUCCAUUGAAACUGCAGUUUGGACCUUCAACCUGUUGGCCACCAUUGAGACAUAUGGAGAAAAAUCCUAGAAUGAUUUCCUCAAAAACUUCAUUUCUUUUCGACUGGAGAAAGAAAGAUAUGAACAUCUUGGAUGACAGGAGUCAGUAAAUUAUCAGGAAUUUUGUAUAACUAAUCUUUUAAAGAAUAGUUCACCAAGAAAAGUCUUAAUUGACUUUUAAGCUAUAUUCAAAGUCUUAAAGGAGAAGUCCACUUCCAGAACAACAGUUCACAAAUAAUUUAUUCACCCCCUUGUCAUCCAAGAUGUUCAUGUCUUUCUGUCUUCAGUCGUGAAGAAAUUAUGGUUUUUGAGGAAAACAUUUCAGGAUUUUUCUCCAUAUAAUGAACUUCAUUGGUGCCCCGAUUUUGAACUUCCAAAAUGUAGUUUAAAUGCAGCUUCAAAGGGCUCUAAACAAUCCCAGCCGAGGAAGAAGGGUCUUAUCUAGCGAAACAAUCUGUCAUUUUUUUCGGAAAAUAAAUUAUUUUAUACUUUUUAGGCACAAAAGCUUGUGUAGCACAGGCCCUGGGAUGCGCGUUUACUACGCUAUGUACUCUUGAAUCACGUUGAAAGGUCACACGGAACUACAGACCCAGUGUUUACAAAGUGAACACGCAAAGACUAAGGAAGUGCAAGUAAGUCAAACGCUGUUUACAAACAAAAAGUUGUAGGAGAAAAUAA